AUGGGGGAUCUGCAGAAAAUUCGGGAUGCGUUUGGCCUCGCCAACGACUUCCUAAUCCCGGUACUUGAUCGAGAGCAAAUACGAAAGACUCAGGGAACCUCAUUGCUCGGUAUCCUGAGCCAGACGUCAGGGGAUGAUGCUGCGAAUGACGAUGUGGCGAGACCGGCCAUCAUCGGAAAGGCCUUGGAUAUCUUGGCCGGUAUUCAUGCAUCCUUUGCUUCCUCUGACGGUGGAGAUCCAUCUCAACAACUCGCUACAGAAGGCGAAGAUAUGGCCAUGGAAGACGCCAAGCGACGCCGGAUGCUGCAUGCACUACUAGACUUGAUCUCUUUGGAAGGGAUAUAUCCCUCGCUUUCAUCUGGCGUUGGGAUCCCUCUUCAACAGCGAGUGAUGUCAGUUCUACCAGCCGGGGUCAUUGCAAAGCAAGUCGAGACCGUUGCUAGCAGUGUACCCCGCAACGUGACUCUCUUACGCCGGAUCAUAGACGUCUUGGUGGAUAUUAUUUUUGAUUCGAGGCCAAGCAUUCAGCCGGUAAUUCGCGGUCGUAUCCUCAGCGACAUCAUCAGCGGCACCUCCGAUCUUGCCUUCAACCCGCAUUCCACACCGUCAUAUGACAAGGGCAUCUAUCGAAACUCAUUGGCCAAGAUCAUCGAAGAUACUCCUACUACAGUCUUGCUACCCACUCUGUCUAAUUUCCUUCAAACUGACAUCACGCAAUGGUUCAAGACAACCAUUUCUGGUCAGAUCUCGCACGUUCCAUUACGACCAGGUGGAGUAGUGCAAACCAUCAUGUUCGUCGCUUCGCAAUUUGCACCAUCGUUGGGCCAAGAGGCCCAGGACCAAUCCAGCGGGCCUCAUUUGACGGUGCAAGCGAUCAUGCAAAUUUCGCGGCUCCUGUCUUCUGUGCCCCACGAUGUUGAUUCGGUUGUGUAUUUUGAGAAGAUUGCCCCGCAACUACUUGCCUUGAUUGACGGCGAAGAUCUAGAUCUGAGGAAAACUGCUUCCUACGUUGUCGGCAAUGGCAUUCUGGGAAAACGUGCUUAUGGAGCACCUGGUACUAUCGGCCAUUUGAUAUUUGUGGAGCCAAUCUUCAAAGCACUAGGAGGUGAACUUGAUGCUAAAUCCAAGCGAUGGAUGACCCGUUUCUCCGACAUUGAGGGCUGUAUGCCAGACGUCACAGAAGGGAACCCCUCAUCUAAUAUGUUGGUCGAUGGGGCAACAGUCAAUCUGGCGAUCGACCGAAUAAAAUGCUUGACACUGCAACAUCCAAACCCAGGCCUGGUGAAACGGCUUGUUUACCCGAUUCUUCUUCCUUUAUGGGGACUUGCUUGUGCUUCCCAGGAGGAACAAUUGUCCAUCAUUCAUGAACGGGUGUUGCCCCUGUUACAAACAUAUUUCGGUAUCUCCGUAGGAGUACAACCCCUCAAAAAGAUUGUCGACAAUCUUCUAUGGGAUGGUGGUCUGACGUGGACAUACGUUAAGGACUCAGACGACCAACUGGCUUUGAGAAAGCGAACAGAAGAGCAUGACGAUCAUUCCAAAUUCAUCAAUUUGAUUGAUUCCCUGCAAACACGUGCUGAGCUAUUUGUUAGUCUACUAGGUUCAGACCCGAGCAGUGAAGAGAUAACUGGGGAUAUCUUUCUCUAUGUUAGUGAAACAUGGCUUGUGCAGCCGCAGCAUUCAACACGGCCUCAGAACACUCUGGAAGAAGGACCUAUUGGUGACAGUGAUAAUCUCAUCCGAAGCCUUGUCAGUGCCAAGGUCGCCGAGAAAUUGCUCGACAACUUUAAAGAAACGCUUUCUCGGCGUCCGCUCCGCGUCUUAGAGCUGAUAAAACAAGUUAUUGAUGGAGAGCUUCAUAAACUCAAAGCACAAGCAGCGGCGAAACAAGGAACUGAAACUGGCAAGGUGUCUUUGUCCAGUUUGGCCAAUAUUGUAGAAAGUGAAAACAAAGACUACGGGGAUGCCGGCAAUGACUCCUUUGAGUCAUUGACAACAGCAUUCAGUUUGCUUUCUACUGUUAUUGCAUCGCCAGACUUCUCGCCGUCAGAAGAUAUCCUGCCUCUCUUGAAAUCUCUAAAAGGCGGCAUUGAUCAACUCAUCCCUCUUCUUCCUUCCUCUCUUUCCAAACCUGGCAUGACAUCUUCCAUGCUUCUCGAAAUCCAAAUCGCGUCACCUGAGCAUACAGGAGUCAAGCCAACGCCUGCCCACAUCUCAGAUCUUGAUACUCAUCGUCAAGCUUUGGCGAAUCUCAACUCAAACCUACCACCAGUACAAGCGGAGGGAUUGUCGCUCCUCUCAAAACUCAUCAUGAAUUCAUCGCCCGUUCUGGAUGUCCCCUCAUCCAUGUCAAUACUUCUCGCUGUCAUCACUGACACGUCAGGGGCCGCCGCGCCUGAACAAUAUAUCUACUUGAACGCCAUCAAGAUCGUUGGUACAUUGGCAGCACGUCACCCUCGCACGGUGGUGAAGACCUUGAUCGAUACCUAUGCCGAUAGAGCUGAGAUUACGAACCUUGAUGAGCGACUCAAAGUAGGCGAGGCUUUGUUGCGAACGGUCCAAGAUUUAGGCGAGGCACUAACCGGCGAGACGGCGAAAAUCCUCAGUGAGGGCCUCAUCGCUGUGGCAGGCCGCCGUCAGCUCAAGCCUCAAGCGCAAAAGGCUCGCCAGCGACGGCUUGAGAAAGAACGCCGUAAGAAGGAGCGCGAAGAGCGCAAGGCAAAGGAAGAUGCCCUCCUCCCGGCUGACACUGAGUCCCCUGAGCAAGCUGCCCACGCCGCAAAUGUCGUUGCUGCAUGGGCCGCCGGUGCCUCUACUGAUGAACAACCAGACGAUCUCCGUAUCCGCGCGUCGGCCCUCUCCAUUCUUGCCUCCGCCAUCCAGACAAACAUCAUCGGUCUUGGCCCUGCUAUUGUUUCCUCGGCUGUCGACCUCGCCCUUGGAACUCUCACUCUUGAGCCUGAAGUCGAGAGUGCCAUUCUCCGUCGCACGCGGGGGCGGGACAUCGGAUUUGGCUUUUCCCUCUCUGAUGGGGCAACUCCUCAAGGUUCCAACUCUAGUGGACAGUCCACCAUCGGCAACAUCCCCACCAUGCUGCACACCCUUGGGUUCGUCGAAAGUCGGGAAGAGGACGGAAUUGCCCGUGGACAUCUCCGCGCAUUGAUCGAGAGCUUGGAAGUCUGGAUGGAGAAGUCAUUGAUGUGGGCUAUUGGUGCCCACGAUGACCAGGAGACAUUAAAUCCUCAAUUUGGACUAUCUGAUAGAAUUGAGGGUCUGAAAGUGAACCCCUUGGGUGGUCAGGACGGCGCAGGACGGCCCCGAAUCGAGGAGAUUGAGUGA
This is a messenger RNA of Penicillium canescens, 3339 nucleotides long. Its product is annotated as RTP1/Tango6 family protein. Bases 1 to 3339 code for a protein of 1112 amino acids. The transcript is spliced from 4 exons. Gene Ontology annotation, biological process: protein secretion. NCBI's taxonomy places the organism in Eukaryota, Fungi, Ascomycota, Eurotiomycetes, Eurotiales, Aspergillaceae. The record is from RefSeq and is a predicted model, not a curated record.